CAGCAUAGUCAUAGUCAUAGUUCACAGUAUUGUUGUGGAAUGUGAGCAAUGAGGAUUACAGCAUAUCCAGGGACCCCAGAGGAACGACUUCCUUGUUCUCCAGUCAUUGCCAGUGCUGAAAAUGUCGAGCUCUUACCAGAAAUGAAUCAUGCGGUGAAUCGGUAGGGCCCUGCCAUUGCCCUACCAGUGAUCUUCAGUAGUUUCGUACCGCUGUGGAACCCUCCGCCUCCUUGGUGAAGAACCCGUUCAGCGCGCUGCUUAGCGAAACCUUGACACUCAGAUCAGGAAGACGCGGGCCGUGGCCCCACAUGGCACUCAAGACACUCAGGUCCCUAUAUCCCGCCAAAUCGUUCAGCCCUGUCGACACCGCCCCGUCCAAGAAGAACCCCGCGAAAUAUACACACGACAACCAAAAAAGGACAGCCUUACACCGGACCUAAAACAACCCGUAACGUUCACGAUGGCGGCUCUGGCUCCAAACUCCGCUGCGGCGGCGUCCACAUCGCAGCCCAGCGACGCUUCCACCCCCUACGUCUCGAAAUGGUCUUCUCGCUACCGCGGCGCCACCGUAGAAGACCUUGACCCCCCGGCCGCCCUCUCCUUGACCCCAACCGACCCCAUCUCCCACGCCCUCAUGUCGGCCUUCGAGCGCGACUACACUCACUUGACCGUUGUCGAUGCCCAUCGCGCCCUUGUCGGCUACCUCUCCAUCCCACACCUCCAGGCUCUGCUUGACGCUGGCAAAGUCUCGCCCUCGGAUCCGCUCUCCAAGGCCAUGGUACGAUUCCAGCGCAAGGGGCGCAAGUACCGCGUCAUCUCGAUGCAGACCCCGCUGGAGGAGCUCGAGGCCUUCUUCGAGGGCGACGGCGUCGAAGGGAGGAAGAGUCACUUCGCUGUAAUUACGGACGAGAAGAGGCGCUUCGUGCUAGGCGUCGCGACGGUGGAGGACUUGCAAGAGUUCGUUAAGAGGAGGCCGGCGUGAAGAAAGUGGUUUUGAGGAGAGGGGGGGAUUCGAUUGACGGAGAAGACAUGAGAUCUGUCCGAGAAAGGGUCGUUUGAUAUCCAACAGUAGUAGCGGAACAGACCGAACACAGCCUAUGCUAUGGUGGAAGAAAGAAGAGAAAAGAAAAAGUUGGGAGGUAGCUGCAUCCACUCGGGCGUUGGUGGUUCGCGUGGAACGGAGGAAAAGGCAUUGGAAGCACGACCACUAGAGGGGCAGGCGGCGAUUCAACAUUGCUCCGUUGUCACACACGACUGCACAUAAAUCAUCACGCGUAGGGAAUAGGCGUUUGAAUCGGGUUAAACU
Molecule: messenger RNA, 1306 nt
Organism: Colletotrichum navitas
Lineage: Eukaryota; Fungi; Ascomycota; Sordariomycetes; Glomerellales; Glomerellaceae
Exons: 2
Coding region: 461-982 (173 amino acids)
Source: RefSeq, a predicted model, not a curated record